CCCAUACAGAAACAAACCACAUCCUUACAAAAUCCAAUUUUCCACACUCUCUUAUUUCGCCACGUGUCACCGCGUUUUCUUUCUCUGGCUCUGUUCACCUCGACGGCGUUUACCAGUCGCUCUCUCCCCUCGCAAAGGAAACUUUUCUCUCUUGUCAACCAUUACGACCCUCAUGCUCUCGUCUUCUUCAGAUUUUCCCGGCAAAGUGACAGAAAAUAAGCUGCAGCUUUCUGUUUAUUAAGUUAAUUUGGUGUUCUAUUUCAUUUUGUCGGCGCGAAGUAGAUGGGUUUUGGUCUCUACUAUGCAUCACUUUCCUCGAUUUUUCACUCAUAACAAGGACAAGCAUCCUCCUCCUAUGGAUCCUAAAAGCCGUAGCAGGAGGCCAAGACCAAGACUAGAGCGUAAAAAUGCUGCUAAAGACAUAGACUACGACGCGUCGGCGUCUUGCUCUUCUCUGGACAACUCCUCCUCUUAUUGCUCUUUAGUUACUAGAUCUCUCGAUAUACCAGAUCGUACUAGUUUUCGCAUCGAAGGAACUGAUGGCGAGUUUGACCGCAUUUGUCGGAGCCUCGGUCUCACCGGUCCUGAAGAUUUUGCUAUUCCGGUCGCCGCUUGGGAAGCCAUGAAGGUCCGUUCGGCGUCGGAUCUUCUUCCUUGUACUAAAUUGUACUCUUCGGAUAGUCCGAGAUUAUCGGAAGUGAAACAGGAAGAGGAGAGUGAAUUGUGUGCUAGGGUUUUGGAUACUGUUAUCAUUAACGAUUCUAAUGAGUUGACUCGUAAUGAGCCAGCCACAGCUAAGUUGAAUACUACUAGUAAAAUUGUGGGGAUUAAAGGAGUUAGACCGCCCUUACUUAAACCGCCUCCGUCAAUUGUGUUACCGGCGAUAGAUAACGGCUGUUCAACCUGGGACUUAUUGAGAGAUUUUGCACCUGAAAACGACAGGUCAUCUAUGGCGAGGGUUAAUAAUGUAGAAGAUUCAGGCUCUGAUGGCGGCGGCGACGACGACGUGGAUACUGAUGUUAAUAAAGAGGAAGAAGAAGGGAAUCUGUUAACAAUAAGGGAAACAGCGGUGUUAUCGGAGUCAUAUUCGUUUACUACUUCUAAUGAUGAUGAUUCAUCCAGUACAACUACUGACCCUAUGUCUAAUAUUUCACCCAAUGCCAGAUUUAGAAGGAUUAUUAAUGAUUGGCAGAAAGGCGACUUGCUGGGGCGUGGCUCUUUUGGAACUGUGUAUGAAGGAAUUUCCGAUGAUGGAUUCUUUUUUGCCGUAAAAGAGGUAUCCUUGCUUGAUCAAGGAAGUCAAGGCAAACAAAGUAUUUAUCAACUUGAGCAGGAGAUUGCUCUUUUAAGUCAGUUCGAACACGAAAACAUAGUUCAGUAUUAUGGCACUGAUAAGGAUGAUUCAAAGCUGUACAUCUUUCUUCAGCUUGUAACUAAAGGUUCCCUGAUGAAUCUUUAUCAAAGAUAUCACCUUCGAGAUUCCCAAGUUUCUGCAUACACAAGGCAAAUUUUGCAUGGUUUGAAGUAUCUUCAUGAUAAAAAUGUACUUCACAGGGAUAUUAAAUGUGCAAAUAUACUAGUGGAUGCAAGUGGUUCGGUGAAACUUGCAGAUUUUGGAUUGGCCAAGGCAACCAAAUUGAAUGAUGUUAAAUCUUGCAAGGGAACUGCUUUUUGGAUGGCUCCAGAGGUUGUCAAUAGGAAAACCCACGGUUAUGGGCUUCCCGCUGAUAUAUGGAGCCUUGGAUGCACUGUUUUGGAGAUGUUAACCCGUCAGAUUCCGUAUUCCCAUUUGGAAUGUCAGAUGCAGGCAUUGUAUAGGAUAGGCAAAGGUGUGCCGCCUCCUGUUCCCGAUUCACUUUCCAAAGAUGCCAGAGAUUUCAUUCUCCAGUGCCUUCAAGUUAAUCCAAAUAAUCGCCCUACAGCUGCUCAGCUCUUAGAGCAUCAAUUUGUGAAGCGUCCACUCUCAACAUCCUCAGGUUCUGCAUCACCUUUUCAUGGUCGGCGGUUUUAGAAGCUUUUUGCUCAGCUAAGAUUCUAAAAGAUAACUAGCAAAUGAAUCAAUUAGGAGGUUGCUGUUGAAAUCCCAUGAGGCUUGCAAGACCGCCCCCCAUCAUGUUUUAUAAUCUCGAGUGGGAUGAACCGACUCGGCGACCAGCAAACUUUCGGUUGCAGCAACUCAAUCUCGAUGUACUUGGCAUAGCUUGGUGAAAUUUGAAGUAAUACGUUGGGUCUGGAAAUUCAAAUGAUGCGCAGGGUCUGGGUGCAGGAUCUGGCCUUUAGAUCUCUACCUUGAACGAGAAGAUAGCAAUAAUUCUGCAAUUCUUAUGCCCUGCUCUGAGAAUUUAGCAAAAUAGAUCCAUAUGUUCUGAGAUUUACAAUCUUGUUAGUGGAAAUAUAUUCUCCUGAUGCCAAGUUCAAUAUUGCUAGUUUUUGCCUCUAAUUGUAUUCUUUUUAGCUUCAUAAGAGCUAGGCUUUUAGAAUUAGAAAACAGAUGCCACUUGUAAAUAUCCCCAUUAUUGUAGCAAAAAAAAUUGAUUUGUAGAUUGUUAUUUUCCAAAUUGUAUGUACAAAAAAGUUAGAUUUUGCUA
This is a messenger RNA of Mercurialis annua (annual mercury), 2588 nucleotides long. RefSeq names its product mitogen-activated protein kinase kinase kinase 1-like. The transcript has 9 exons. NCBI's taxonomy places the organism in Eukaryota, Viridiplantae, Streptophyta, Magnoliopsida, Malpighiales, Euphorbiaceae. Gene Ontology annotation, molecular function: protein kinase activity; ATP binding. Gene Ontology annotation, biological process: protein phosphorylation. The coding region runs from base 302 to 2011 and encodes 569 amino acids. The record is from RefSeq and is a predicted model, not a curated record.